GCAGGCAGGCAGAAGGAAAAGCGGUGCAACAUCAAAAGGGGCACUUCCAAAACAUCAGCCCGCAUAAUAAUAAUAUAUAUAUAUAAACCCUCCUGGAAGGCAUAAAGCCGAGAAGGGCAGGAACUGCAGAUGUAGGAAGGAGGAAGAAAGAGAUUCAACAAGACAGGGGAGGGAGGGGGAAACGGAAAAGGGGGAACGGCUGGUCAGGGAUGCAGCUGAGCAGGGAGUGAUCUGCUGGUCAUCCCCACCUGGCCGGCCGCCCUCUGAAGGAAGAAGCGGAAGCUGCGAUGGACACAGAGAUGCCUCAGGGCUGUGUGGCUUUUGAGGAUGUGGCUGUGUAUUUCACAGAGAGUGAGUGGGCUUUAUUGGAUACACAUGAAAAGGCUUUGUACUGGGAUGUCAUGCAGGAAAAUUAUGGGCAUGUGGCCUCUUUAGGUUUUCGAGUUGUCAAACCCAACUUGAUCUCCCAGCUUGAGCAAGAGGAAGACCCAUGGAUCCCAGACCAGCCAAUUGUGGAGGAAAAGGAGAUCAUUUUGGAGCCUGACACAGCAGAGAUUCCUGAUGUGAUAAUAAAGCUGGAAGAAGAAGAAGAAGAAGAAGAAGAAGAAGAAGAAGAGGAGGAGGAAAAGGAGCAGCUUUGGGUUCUGGACCACCAGUGGCAAAAGACCUUCCCAGGAUUUCCUGACCUCGUAAUAAAGCAAGAACAGGAAGAGGAGCCGUGCGUCCCAGAACACCCAGGAGCUGACGAAAAUGCGAAUGCUGCUGCAGAUCAGUCAGGAUUUCCUGGUAUAAUAAUAAAACUGGAACUGAAAGGAGAGACCUGGGCCCAAGAUUUCCAAGAAACUGAGGAAAGGGCAACUGUUUCAGGCAAUGGGUACAUGAAAGAGGAAGGCUACUUCCCACCGGAAAGCACUCAUCAAGUGGCAACGGGUGAGACAUUCAUGGGAAUUGCCAAGGAGAGAGUCUUCAAGUAUCCAAAGAAGGCCGAGGUCUCUGUGAAAAAAGGCCAAGCAGAGAGGCACCAAGGAAAUGCCUCUGGAAAGAGAGUGGGAAAGACUUUAUCUCGUGGGGGAAGUGGCAUCAAUGAAACCAAACUCCAGAAGAGAAUCCAUAAGUCUGGGAGAAUGCUUAAAAAAGGAGAGGAACCAUAUAAAUACCUAGUUGACGAUAAGAGAUCUGGCUGGAGAUAUUACCUGAUGACCCAUGGGAAGGGCCAUGCAGGAGAGAAACUAUAUACAUGCUUAGUCUGUGGGAAAAGAUUCUUUCGGAGAUCACAUCUUAUCAGACACAAGCUAAAUCAUACAGGGGAGAAACCAUAUACAUGCUCAGUCUGCGGAAAAAGCUUCAAUCAAAGAUCCCAUCUUAUUAGCCAUGAAAGGACCCAUACAGGGGAAAAGCCAUACCCAUGCUCUGUCUGUGGUAAAAACCUGAGUCGUAAGGCACUCCUUAUAAGACAUGAGAAAAUUCAUACGGGAGAGAAGCCUUACAAGUGCUCUGAGUGUGGUAAAAGCUUCUGUCAGAGCUCUGGCCUUGUUGCGCACAAGAUCACCCACACAGGAGAGAAACCAUAUGCGUGUUCAGUCUGUGGGAAAAGCUUUAGUCGCAAAGCAAGCCUUAUCAGACAUGAGAGAAUUCAUAUGGGAGAGAAACCAUAUACAUGUCCGGUCUGUGGUAAAAACUUCAGCCAGUGCUCCGGCCUCCUUCAGCAUGAAAGAAUUCAUACGGGAGAGAUCCCGUAUAAGUGUUCCAUCUGCGGGAAAAGUUUCAGUCGUAAAGACUGCCUUCUGGGACACAAGGGAACCCACACGGGAGAAAAACCAUAUUCGUGCUCUAUCUGUGGGAAAAGCUUCAAUUGGAAAAGUUACCUGGCUGUCCACGAGAGAAGCCAUAAUGAAGAAAAGUCGUAUAUAUGCUCAAUCUGCGGGAAAAGCUUCAACCAAAGAUCCAAUCUUCUUAGCCAUGAAAAAACUCAUACACAAGAAAAAACGUGCACGUGCUCUAUCUGUGGUAAAAGCUUCAUUCACAAAGUAAGCCUUAUUAGACAUGAACGAGUCCAUACUGGAGAGACACCCUAUAAAUGUUCAGUGUGUGGGAAAGGUUGUAGCGGGAGAACUAAUCUUAUUUCACACGAAAGAACUCACACGGAAGAAAGGCCUUAUGCCUGCUCAUUCUGUGGUAAAAGUUUCAAGCAAAGAUCCAACCUCACGAGCCACGAAAGAAUUCACACCGGAGAAACUCCCUUUAUGUGCUCAGUCUGUGGCAAAAGCUUCAGCUGUAAAGCAAAUCUUCUUGGACACAUGAGAACCCAUACAGGGGAGAAACCGUAUUCGUGCUCAGUUUGCGGGAAAAGCUUUGGUAAUAAAUCGCAAGUGGUCAUACACGAGAGGAUUCAUACGGGGGAAAAACCAUACACCUGCUCAGUCUGUGGGAAAAGAUUCAAACACAGAACGAGCUACACCGAACACCAAAAAAUCCACACGCAGGAAAAACCGUACACAUGCUCAGUCUGUAGCAGAAGCUUCAGUCGUAAGGAGCACCUGAUUAUUCAUGGGAGAAUCCACACCGGAGAGAAGCCAUAUUCAUGCUCGGUCUGUGAGAAGAGUUUCAAGCAGAAGUCAAGCCUUACUUCACAUGAGAGAAGCCACACAGGAGAGAAACCACAUACAUGCUCAGUCUGCGGUAAAAGUUUCAAUCGCCGGUCAAACCUUAUUCAUCAUGAGAGAAUUCACACAGGAGAAAAACCACACCAAUGCACCGUCUGUGAUAAGAGUUUCCGGAGUAAAGCAUACCUGAGGAGACAUGAGAAAAUCCAUGUCAGAUAAGGCAAUCCAUAUGGGAGGAGGGGCAGCGAUAUGGGGAGAGAAAAUUGAAGUUGGUAAAAGAUGAUUAAAUAGAAAGAAAUUAUAUAUAUAACUCU
Lacerta agilis (Sand lizard) is the source of this 2917-nucleotide messenger RNA. RefSeq names its product zinc finger protein 271-like. The coding region runs from base 288 to 2822 and encodes 844 amino acids. The record is from RefSeq and is a predicted model, not a curated record. The transcript is spliced from 8 exons. NCBI's taxonomy places the organism in Eukaryota, Metazoa, Chordata, Lepidosauria, Squamata, Lacertidae. Gene Ontology annotation, biological process: negative regulation of transcription by RNA polymerase II; regulation of immune system process; regulation of cytokine production. Gene Ontology annotation, molecular function: DNA-binding transcription repressor activity, RNA polymerase II-specific.